Messenger RNA from Durio zibethinus, 924 nucleotides. Its product is annotated as glutamyl-tRNA(Gln) amidotransferase subunit C, chloroplastic/mitochondrial-like. Lineage: Eukaryota; Viridiplantae; Streptophyta; Magnoliopsida; Malvales; Malvaceae. Gene Ontology annotation, biological process: glutaminyl-tRNAGln biosynthesis via transamidation; mitochondrial translation; regulation of translational fidelity. Gene Ontology annotation, cellular component: glutamyl-tRNA(Gln) amidotransferase complex; mitochondrion; chloroplast. The record is from RefSeq and is a predicted model, not a curated record.
AUAGGAUUUACUUGCCAUUGGAAAACCCUAAGGCAUAAGAAAAAUGGGGAGCAGAGCUUUGCUGAUGUUCAGCAACUUCAAGUUGAAGGGCAGCUUCUCUUUUGCUUCUUCACCUUCAAAACCCUUUUUUCUUAUUAACAAUAAUCCCAAAAUACGAGAUUUUUCUACGAAAACGAGGUCGUCUUUGCAACCACCGGAUGUGCCUCGCUUGGCUGAAACAGCUCGAAUUUCACUCGCUACUAAUGAGGUUGAAGAAUUUGCUCCCAAAAUCCGACAAGUGAUAGACUGGUUUGGGCAACUUCAAGCUGUUGAUCUUGACAGCGUGGAGCCCGCUAUUAGAGCAGACUCUGAAGGUGAUCAACUGCGUGAAGAUGUCCCUGAAAGAUUUGAUAAUAAGGAAGCACUGAUAGCGUCUGUUCCAAGCUAUGAGGAGCCAUAUAUCAAAGUUCCUAAAGUAUUGAACAAGGAGUAACACUCUUUGGGUACCAUAUUGUUCUCCCUUUAGUUCCCAAAGAAUUGUAACUAUGAAAUGACCAUAGAUUCUCAUUUAAAUUGGCUUUGUAGGGGCAGAAUUUCCCCAGAUAAUAUUCAUGCACUGAUAUCUGUGUUUGUAAUGUUUGUCAACGGACGGUACACAGAACAUAGUGGGGCCAUUCAUGCUCAUAUAAAAAGUACGCAUCUUAAUUGUAAGGGGAAGAUCGGCUAACAUGAGGAAAGAAACUUUCUCUUGUCAAGUAACCUUCUCUUUUUGCAACCACUUGAUGAUGUAUUGGAGUGUUCAUGAAGCUCUCAAUAUGGGAGCAUGCCUCCCUUGUUCUUUUAUUUGUAUAAAAACUAUUGAAAUCAGUCAUUUUGGUAAAGGUUAUUUGGUGGCAUGUCUCCCUCAACAGUAUCUGGUGAAACAAAUGCUUGAAGCCUUGUUCA